This is a messenger RNA of Camellia sinensis, 477 nucleotides long. NCBI's taxonomy places the organism in Eukaryota, Viridiplantae, Streptophyta, Magnoliopsida, Ericales, Theaceae. The record is from RefSeq and is a predicted model, not a curated record.
AUGUGUCAAAUUGUUGCUGGGAAAAAUCUUAUUCAUUUAAACAUGGUGAUGCCUCACUGGGAUGGUGGGUUGAGAGAUGUUUGCAUCGGUUUGGGCAUCAAAUCAAGUAUAGUUGCCGGAAUUGAUGGCUCAGGUUUCGGUCACCAGAGAAGUUUAUUGACCAAGUUUGUUUUCUUUAUGGGAUUGCACGAGACGAUGCUAUAUUGGUGGAGGAGGGUUUUGACGCUGGUGGUUGAUGACACGGUUUUCUUUGACGUAGGAGAGGUGGGUGGAGAGGGUGGCAGUGGCUUUAACUUUGGCAGUCUGUGGUGGUGGAGGUUGAGGGAUGAGGUGAGUCACUUGGUGGUUGUGGCUGUGGUGAAGAAAGAGAUGGCAAUGGGUGUUGGAGUGGCUGAGUUUGUUGGUUGGCGGUUGUAUUAUGUAAAUGUGACAAUUGGAAUGGUUAGGAUUGUGAAGGGCAUUUUGGGGAUUAGCUAA